Maudiozyma barnettii is the source of this 1734-nucleotide messenger RNA. RefSeq names its product M20 family metallopeptidase. Gene Ontology annotation, molecular function: metallocarboxypeptidase activity. The record is from RefSeq and is a predicted model, not a curated record. Gene Ontology annotation, cellular component: fungal-type vacuole lumen. Lineage: Eukaryota; Fungi; Ascomycota; Saccharomycetes; Saccharomycetales; Saccharomycetaceae. The coding region runs from base 1 to 1734 and encodes 577 amino acids. The transcript has a single exon.
AUGUCUAAAAUACCAACUAACGCCAACAGUAUUGGUAAGAAAUUUCGUACGAGUCUACUGCUAUGCCUGGCUACAAUCCUUUUAGUACUAUUUACUAAAGAAAUAACUAUUUGGACCCCAUUUACUGAAUCGAUCAAAGAGGAAUACUGUCCUGCACGGUUUCCACUCCAUGCUUCAGAUGACUUGUCCGUGCAAAAUAUUUUGCAUGACCCAGAAUAUAAGCAAUUAAGUAUUAAAAGACUUGCUGGAGCUAUUCAAAUCCCAACAGUGAUACACGAUGAUAACCCUCAACCAAAAUAUUCUCCAGAAUAUUAUAAAGAAUGGUACACCUUCCAUGAAUAUCUAGCUGAACAAUUUCCAUUAGUGCAUAAAUAUUUGAAAAAAGAAACUGUGAAUAAUGCAUCUUUACUGUAUACGUGGCAAGGCUCAAACCCUGAUCUAAAACCAAUAAUAUUCUCAGCUCACAUAGAUGUAGUUCCUGUAGAAUCAAGCACUGUUCAGCAAUGGGAACACCCUCCAUUUUCAGGUCAUUAUGAUGAAGAAAGUGAUACGAUAUGGGGUCGUGGAUCCUUUGAUGCAAAGAAUUUGCUGAUCGCCCAGUUUGAAGCCAUCGAACAUUUACUUUCAUCAGGUAAAUUUACCACCAAACGUACCAUAUUGUUAUCAUAUGGUCAUGAUGAAGAGACCGGUGGUGCACAAGGUGCAAAUAGUAUUUCUAAAUUGUUAUUGAACAGAUAUGGUCCAAAGGGUAUUCUGGCUCUCUUCGACGAGGGUGCAGGUGUCAUACCACUAAAGGAUAAUAAGACAUUCGUUGCUGCAAUCUUAAAUAGUGAAAAGGGUUACGUUGAUUUAGCAAUCAAACUUAGUGGAACGGGUCCAGGUAGAACAGGACAUUCAUCACAACCCCCUGAUCAUACACAUAUUGGUGUAGCAGCGGAUUUGAUCAGUUUAUUGGAGAAACAUUCAUUUAAAUCCAAUUUUAAAGUAACCAAUCCAACAUUUGAGUUUCUUACUUGUGCAGCAGAACAUUCCUUAGGUUUACCGAGAUAUUUACAAUGGCUGAUUAGUUCUGCACGUCAUAAUCGUUUAGCUGAAUACGCCUUGGGUCGUUUACUUGAUGCACAAGAAAGUUUUAAAUAUUAUUUCAAGACAAGUCAAGCCAUAGAUAUUAUACAAGGUGGAAACAAAGCUAAUGCACUACCAGAAUACGUUACUUUCACAAUAAAUCACAGAAUAGAAAUCGAAUCAUCAGUUAAUGAAACUAUAUCUCACUUCAUUUCAUUAGCGAAAAUUAUUGCAUCAAAAUAUCAUUAUAGUAUUUUUCUCGACGGUAAAACUGUAAUAAAUGAACAUCCUCAAAAAGAGCUUGCCCCUGCUUCAAUCGAUAUUCAACCAAUAGGGUUAUUGGAACCAUCUCCAAUCACUCCCGCAGAAGGUGAUUUAUGGGAUAUUCUAACUGGUACAGUACAAUACAUAUUUGAAGAUUCCAUGGGAAAAACAAGUGCGUCAAAUCUUUUCAUGGCACCAGCUCUUUCCCCUGGUAAUACAGACUCAAAACAUUUCUGGGAUGUGACAGAUCACAUCUACAGAUUUAUUGGCUCUAUUGUCCCUUCUGACAUCUUGGAUACAACACAUUCAGUAAACGAACAUUUUGUUAUGAACCAUCAUUUACAGACAAUCGCAUUUGUACAUCAAUUUAUCCUCAAUAUCAAUACGUUUGGCCCUGAUUUAUAG